GGAAAAUCGAGCGAAAACUAUUUUAAACUCGAAAUAAGCGAGAACUAGAACUAAGAACCCUAAAAAAGGGAGAGAUUGUGAAAAUGGAAGGCAGCGAAAGCGAAGCAAUUUUCGAUUCUCUUAACCUAAAUCCCCAGCUUUUCAUCAAUGAAACGCUGAACACAGUUGAUGAUCUCCUCAACGAUGCUUUCGAUUUCUAUCUCCAAGAGGCUUCCAAACUUUUGAAAACCGAUGGUAGCGACCGUUCCCAUGAUCUAACUAAGGGUAUUAAUUAUAUAUGCAAUAUGAUUCAAUCAAGUUUGGAUAAGCGACUUGCGAUGUGGGAGUACUGUCUUCGCCAUUGUUUUAUGAUUCCUGAAGGUUUUUCUUUACCCAAAAAUGUUGGGGGAGAGACUGCAGUGAACUUAAAGAAUUUGAAAUACAGUCUGUUUCAAGAGGGCAUUUUGCUGGACUUAUUAAUGAGGCACUGCAAAUAUAUGAAGACACCUCUGUGCAUGACAUGUUUCAAGGUAAUUUAAGUUGCCUAGUACUGC
Molecule: messenger RNA, 533 nt
Organism: Hibiscus syriacus
Lineage: Eukaryota; Viridiplantae; Streptophyta; Magnoliopsida; Malvales; Malvaceae
Product: protein MIS12 homolog
Exons: 4
Coding region: 84-518 (144 amino acids)
Biological process (GO): protein localization to kinetochore; mitotic cell cycle; kinetochore assembly
Cellular component (GO): chromosome, centromeric region; nucleus
Source: RefSeq, a predicted model, not a curated record